Hypoxylon trugodes is the source of this 8300-nucleotide messenger RNA. Its product is annotated as GTPase. The record is from RefSeq and is a predicted model, not a curated record. The coding region runs from base 403 to 8094 and encodes 2563 amino acids. Gene Ontology annotation, biological process: regulation of GTPase activity. The transcript is spliced from 15 exons. NCBI's taxonomy places the organism in Eukaryota, Fungi, Ascomycota, Sordariomycetes, Xylariales, Hypoxylaceae.
CGAAGGAUCUCUCGAGAAAGACAAAUUACCCACUCAAAAUAACGAAUCGUGUGGCCCUAUCCUAUUUUGCACACCUAAUUCCAUUCUCCAAAAUCCACCUUGCCUAUUCUCGAUCUCGACCGACUCGACAUUCUGCGCCGAAGUUAGCGAUACCAAGUUCGAGUUCGAAUUCGAAUUCGAGGUCAACGUCUGUCAUUCUUAGAUAUUAGGAGGAGGGUAGGACGAACUGUUGUCUGUUAUUGUUCUACAGCCGAAAUUUGGAACAUCCAAUUCUACGUUUCGCAAACAAGCUGUACAGCUAGCUUUCUUAGCUAUCUUUUCUUUGCAGCUGGCUGUGCUCCAUGACGACGUCACAAUGUUGAGAAGACCCUCAAUCGCGAUCCGACGGUAUACGAGCACAAGAUGAAUGGUGAUGCGGGCCUCGUAGGAUGCUUGGUCGAAAGACUUACAACUAGGCUCCCGCAUCGUACCGGCACUCCAGGUCAAGACCUCCAACACGACGAUGUCGCUGUAAUCACGCGCGCCACCCUCGUAAAGAUUAGCGCCACGUCCGUCGCAGCCGUACUCGAACCCUUAAUUUCGCUGUUGGAAGAUCUCGGCCGCCCGUAUAAAACAUUCGCAAGUCAUCCUCCUCAUAUUCUUCUGUCCGAAGUCUAUGUUUUGUCCCUAGCCGCCGAUUGCUGCUCUGCCCAUUGGGAGACCCUUCGUAAUGCCGACCCCGAUAGCGCACUUGAGGCUCCUGGGCCUAGACCUAAGAGCCCCGAACCGUUGGAGGAUGAUCUUGUAGCUAGGAUAUUCAAGCUGUUCAAACACCUAAUUGAUCCAUUGCCGGAUGGUUAUACUUUGCCCGCCAAGACGAUAUUGGAUGAGAAAUCUGCGCGCGAGGUCUUUGACGCUCGUUUUGGAGAACCGGUUUCUCGGGCCGCAUCGUCAAGUGGUUCGGACGACUCUCGGGACACUAAGGGACUCAAGAAUGAUGUUGCGGAAGAUAUUGAACCGCAUAUCAAAAUUAUUAUCGAAUUCGUGACCGCAUCGAGCUGGCCAGCUUCUUUCGAAUACGUGAGAAAUGUCAUCUACGGUAUCCGGGCUACGACUUCAUCCCAGGUGGUGCCAACAUUGGCCAUGGCGGAAGAAGAGAAGACCUCGCUAGUGAUAUUACGUUUUAUUUCGUAUAUGUGGGUUGAUGGCCAGAAGCUUGGACUCCUCAUUCAGGAGUUAUGCUCCAGUUUCCUCCACUUUCGAAAGGCUUAUCAAAACACGGUUGCCAUCAUCGCGCCACUUCUAAUCACCGGAUGGAUUGAGCGUUAUCCCGAGGAGUUUGUCGGAUUACACGUUCAGCAUAGGAAACUGGACGGUGGACCCGAUACUCUCUUCGAUAUGACACAGACCAUAUCCGAUAGUGGAAAAAGGCGGUCAAUGUUGUAUCCCUUUCAAACCACUCUACUUAUGCUGAUUCCUGACGUAUUCGAAGUAGCAAGCAAUUUGCGAGAAGCUAAGACAGGCGGUAUGGCUAAGAAGGUUGCAUUCCUUGAGAACUUAAGGAAGGCGUUGAGAAACAAGAAUGACGCGGCUGGGUACUGUCUCGUCAGUCUUCUUCGAGCUGUCCGUCAUUUUGAUGAUGACGCAGAUGCUACUAUUGUAAGCUAUGCUAUGGACGUUCAGGACGAGGUCCGAGAUGCCGUCUUUCGCCGAUAUCAUCCUAACGGAGACGGAGGUUUAUUCGACCAAGAUUUGGCUACAGCAGCUUUUAUUAGUCUCACGCACCUCAAUUUCGAGGGCUCUGUAGAGUCGCUAACGCAGUCGUGCCUUAAUUCCUCGGCGCCCCAUACCUUUAAGGUUGCACUUAUACAGGCCUGUUCGUACUUUGCGCGGCAGCCAAAUGCUGAGGAAUAUCGCCGUCUGUUCACCGAGGCUGCCGGUUAUAUACAAAGUCGACUAAAGGCAAUGUCUGCGAUAUCCGCAGACCUGUAUAUAGGAGACCGUCACUCUCAGCGUAAAGCAUCUGAAACGAACUCUUCAACCACCCUUGUGAUAUGUAAUAUUUUGAACUUCCUGGACGCCUCUCCUAUGACUUUAUUCGAAGCGCCUCCUUCAGAUAGUGUGGAAGCGGAACAGUUUUACGAAGAAAUCUUCGAGGCCUUCGUCUCUUGUCUUGUUACCGCUAAUGACUCCGUAAGAGCGCUUGCUAGUGGUGUAGCGAGAAAAUUACUUGCCCCAAAUGGCAUUCUGUCUUCGCUACGUAAAUCAAAACGUCUCGACUCGCAUAGUUUCGGUAUCAAGUUUUGGAGACUAACGUCACUCGUUCUUCUGGAGAUGUGCGAAAAGCACGAGCAACAAGAAGACGACGCACUACUCAAGUCUAUCCACGGAUACCUUGAAUCACGUCUCCUACUCCUGAGCUCGAUAAAAGAGUUAUCGGCGGUAUCCGAGGAUAUUCCAGAACGUGUAGCAACUUCGACAAAACUUGAGACGCUCUUUCUGACAUCGCUCUGUUCCGCAGAUAUCGAUACGUGUCAGUUAGUAACGUCUUGUAUCGGACUCUUCAACGAAGAGUGUCGUAUAUUGGACUCGGCCGUAGACGCAGGCAAGACAGCUAGUCUCAUAUUGCGGAAUAGUGAAAUCUUUGGCGAAAUUGCUUCCCCCGAUUUUAGAUUCACAGGGAUGAUGGCUUUCCAGAAGCGAAUUCGCUCCCUUUUAAGGCGCAUGCAGUAUCCUAGUGUAGGAAUCUUAGAUGCUUGGGAGAAAGCUUUUGAGAUGUGGCUUCAUUUAUCCAAAGACGUGUCUACAACAUCUGCGGACAGUGUCGAUGAGAAGAGUUUCUCAAAAUGGAGGAACUUAUCCGGAUUCCUUGCCUCCCUUGGCGGUAUCUGCACAGCGGAGCAGGCCUAUGUACUUGAAGAACCUGCCGCUGGUGGUCUGAAGUGGAUUGAUCGACUUUCUUCCGAGAAUCACGAAGAACCUCUUCUUAACAGAUACUUACAACUUAGCACCCAGCUACUUGCAUGCACCAAUGUCCGAGUCAGAGAAACGACGCGAGAGGUCCUAUCUAUUGACAUAUCCGCAACUCUCUACCAGCCACUAUUUAAGGCCCUGGAGUCGGAACUCGAAGUGCUUUUCACGGGCGCCCUUGAAGCGGCUGGCAAAGGGCAAGAUGUCGAAAUUAUAUUCGCCGAGCAAACAGCAUCAUUGUUCAAAACUCUGGUGGAACGGUUACAAACGCCCUCCGAGCUAGGUGCCGCGUCGUCGGUCCAAUUCAGCUCCCUCUGCUUGAGCUUCGCCAAAUUCUUAGAUGGUGUUGCUGAUAAUAUAGCUAGCCUUCGAGUGAAAAUCAAGAUUUGUCAACUUUGUGAAUCCGUCACCAGGAAAAAGGAGCACUUAAAUCUCCGCGAUGAUAUCAGGAAGCGAAAUCAGCUACUGGAGUACAUAUUUAGUUGGAUUGCCAGACCUCGGUCACCACAAACGGAAAGUGGCUACUCCCGCCUGGAUGAUACAGCACGAAUCCAGAAGGAUCUUGAUAAGGCCUGUCUCCGUUGUCUCGCUGAGUUGACGUAUAGAUUACCGCUUCAACCAGGAGAGGGUCAGAAUGAUGCCAGUACUAGUGAGCUGAAGUCGCAGAUGUUCCGUACCUAUUUCAACCGAUUUCUCUCAUUGCUUAACUAUGAGCCUUCGGAGAAUAAUAGGGAAAUUACAACCUCCACAGUGCACCGUGACGACUCUGGCUCGACUUCCGAACUCGCUAUCACUAUACUCUCGAAUCUCUUGAGUGCCAAUAUUGACGUCGGUCUCAAAUACUCUCUAAGCAUCGGAUACAAUGAGAACAUAGAGAUCCGAACUGCGUUCGUGAAGGUUCUUUUUAAUAUCCUUCUUCAGGGGACCGAGUUUAGUAGCCUGUCUGACAAGGCAGUGAAUGAGAAAUAUGAUGAAUUACUAGAGCUUCUUACCCACGAUAUGAGUCUUGCGGUUGCUAUUAGUACAGUUUGCCCUAGUAGCGAGGUAGAGGAGCUCACAAUUUCAAUGCUCAACAUCUUCGAAUCCCGUGGGCUCACCUUUGAGCUUAUGGAAGCGCUGAUCAAGCAAGAAAUCGAAGAAACGGAAAACGAGUCGGAAAUACUCCGUCGAAAUUGUGUGGCAACCAAGAUGCUUUCUAUCUAUGCGAAAUGGAAAGGAUCAAACUACCUCAAAGCUACUCUCCAGAAAGUUGUCGAGAGACUAAUGUUAACUUCAAAAGACUUAGAUCUUGAGCUUGACCCUACGAGAAUUUCGUCCCAAGAAGAGCUUCAGAAGAACGCGUUACAGUUACGAAUUGUUGCUAAAGUUUUUAUUGAUGAUAUAUGCGCAUCUUCAGCAAGUAUACCCCCUUCGUUCAGGAAGAUUUGCAGUAUAAUAUCCGCAGCAGUAAUGCCUAGGUUUCAAGAAGCCAAAUAUACGGCUGUUGGGGCAUUCAUAUUCCUAAGAUUCUUCUGCCCAGCCAUUGUUGCACCAGAAGCAGAGAAUCUCGUGGAUGUGGCUCCGUCUAAAGAGAUGCGACGCGGCCUACUCCUGAUCGCGAAGGUUAUUCAAAAUCUAGCUAACAACGUUCUAUUCGGGGCAAAAGAACCAUACAUGUACCCAUUGAAUGACUUCUUGACACAGAAUAUCUACCGUGUCACCACGUUUCUUCGAGAAAUAUCGGUCCCUCCGACUAAGCUCGACACACCUCCUACAGAUAGCGAGACUUUUGAAUUUGGCUCGUGCGUCGCUCUACAUAGGUUCUUAUAUGACCAUUGGGAUCAUGUCCGACAGAGACUCAUGUCGCAAGAAAGACGCGACCAUGUUCGCUCUCCUAAUGAAUUGGCCCGGGGCCGAUCACCUCUACUUGAGCCAUUGAGGGCUCUCAUUACAAAUCUUGGACCGCCACCCUUAGCGGUCACUUGGAAUCGCCCUCAAAUAUCUGCGAAUACUCCUCUUGCUUACUCUAGAUUCCAGCAUUUUAUGCUUCGUAAUGCUUUCCGAAGUACUGACUCCUUUUUAACGUCACGCGCUAUUUAUGACGGCGGUGAGAGCAGGGAUGGGCUCUCCGUUAUUUGUGUGAUUCUUCGCCAUAUCGACCAAGAUUCUAUAGACUAUGAUACCCUUUUGUAUUGCUUCUUAAAGAUUGCGAGUCGGUUGUGGUAUAAACCAUUCGGAUUGCUCAUUGAUGCGACGUGUUAUGAUGGCCAGAAUGACCCCCCAGAUGAGCUAUUCAAGAAGUUGGAACUCCUUAGCCCGAGCGAGUUAUCUCGGCAAUUGUCUAGAAUUUACGUCUACAAUAUGAACAGCACUUUCAGAAAAUGCUUUCGGCGUGUCCUUCGCGUCGCUACCAAGAGUGAUGCAAGCGUACUAAAUCCAGGAAAUGUUGAAUAUUUGCUGCUCAGUAGCCGCCUUGAUCUUCAACAACACUUCCAUUUAAGCCAGGUUCACCUGCCAAAAGAAACCAUCAGCAUAGCCACGGACUCUCGAUACACCUACCAACCUGUUACCCGACUUUCAAAGACCAAAGGAAAGAUUGAGGUUACUGUCGGGGUUGGUGGUUCCUUCGUACAAGUAACCACCGUUAAGAAGCAGGAGGUCCACCCGAGUUUCCGUCUGAACGGAAUUGUCAACGAUAUUUUCCAUCUCAAAGAUCUAGAUGAGGCACCUACUACUAUCGCUACCGAGGACGACUCUGCAUUUGGCUUACGUGCAGACAACGGCAAGAUCGUAAUGUACUUCCAGAGUGCCCGGAAAGCCGAUCUGCUGAAGGAAAUCCGUAGAGCGAAGGCAAUGUUGGGUAAAGAUACCAGAGCGAUGAAACCAUUCGAGCGCCUAAUUCGGCCUCAAGAUGUUCCAGGGACAUUACUAAACCUUGCGUUAACCAACCUCGGCUCUCCCGAUGCGGCGCUUCGGAUUGCAUCGUACAAUUUACUUGGGGCUCUUUGUCGUGCUUUCAAAUUCAAGGCAGCCUCCAAGUUUAUGUGCAUUAAAGACGUCUCCGUUCCAUUAGAUCCUACUCAAUUCAUCAUCAACAUCAGCAAAGUGCUUGCUCAAGAGGAGCCACAGUUAACGUCCGAUUUUCUCAACGAAUUUUUCGUCGGAUGGGAAAGUUUCUCAGAGGAACAGAAACCACUAAGUCUCGCAUAUAUGGCACCGUGGAUACCCAGCCUGCGUACAUCACUCUUACCAGACGAAUCUGAUAGCGAAAAGGCCAAGGAAAAGAUUGCCAUGAUCUUCCGAAAGUUAAUUGACGUAACGGUCAUGGAGCCUUCGCUAGCUCUGACGCUCGAAUACACGGUUUGGCCAGCGAUCUAUAAGGAUGAAGUUUUACUAGAUAUCUUCCUCGAUGAGAUUAUCAAAGCAGCGUUGGCGGUAGGGCUUUAUGACGAUCAUACUCAGGCGCUAACGUCAAUAGUGACGGCUAUUGGCACAAUAACACUUCGUGGCAAGAUAAUAUCUAGGCUCCGAAAAGCUCUAAACAGAUCGUCCCUACGGCCAACGAAGUAUCUCCCCGAAAAUGCUGUUUGGAAUGAGAUAUGCAUUCUGCUCCAGUUCUGCCUUUCCCUUUCAUUUGACUGCGGUGUUCAGUCCCAACUCUAUCUACCUGAGAUCUUCCAUAUCGUUACUAUGCUAUCAAACACGGGUACUUACGAUAUCAGGGCCCUAGUCCAUCGAUUAUUGAUCAAUUCGAUCCAUGCGGCAUGCACCUCGUUUAAACUAGAAGACACGAGGCUAUCCAAACUUCGAGGCACUCUUGAAAUUUUAUCUGAACCAAGGAACGAUAGUCUUUCGGUUCCUUUAGUCCUAGCACGGGAUGGAACCUCGAUCUCAACGACACAUGAUGCGGGACCAGCUCUUUCAGUUAUAGAAAAUCUCGCAACGUUGCUAUUCGAAACGUGCUCCGUCGCCGCUCCAUCAGUCGACAUGGCCAACGCGUGGCGGUCAAGGUGGAUGAGCUUGGUGGCUAGCACUGCAUUUCAGAAUAACCCAGCGAUCCAGCCCCGAGCUUUUACCGUAAUGGGAUGCUUGGCUCGCGAAGAGGUCGAUGAUGAUCUACUUUACCAAGUUCUCGUGGCACUUCGCACCAGUGUGGGCCGGUUCGGUGAUGACACUGGUAGCGAUAUGCUUGUCGCUAUAGUCACAUCCCUAUCUAAAAUGAUCGCCAAACUCACUUCGGCUUCUCGUUAUGGACCACAAUUAUUUUGGUUGGCGAUGUCAUUGGUGCGGCUUGUACCCGCCACCCUAUUCAACUGCACCGCUCUAUUCUUGGAAGCUGUCUUGACAAAUAUUGGGACUACAAAUGAAUUAAGGAGUGACAAAAUGUCCCAAUAUCUGCUACAAGGUCGGACACAACUAGAAGAAGCAGCAUUACCAUUGGACGAAGCGUAUGGUGUCCAUUUCACGACCGACAGUUUCCAUUUCGCAGUUUGCGCUUCUCUUGCUCGGGGACUUACCGACCCUAUUACCAAGACUCCAGCACUCCGGGUCCUUUCGACAUUCCUCGAAAUGACAACCGACAGUUCGUCGGAAUCGGCGAAGACCUUUUCGAGCGAGUUUUAUGCGUCUCCCUAUUUGGCUCUCAUCCAAGCUCGUGCGAUUACCCCCGAGGAUUUGAAGGAAUGCCUCUGGUCAGUUGGCAUAAACCCGAUUGGCGUUGCAAACCUAGGACCGACUCGUAACUUGAGCGACUUAGAAACCGUAAGGGAUAAAGAUUUGCUACUUAAUACGGCAAUCGAAUUAGUUGAUUUUCAGAUCCUGGAUGAAGCUGCACAGACUCACACUCUGGUGUGGUUGAACGAGCUAGCGACCGGAAGACCUACGGUCAUAUUACACUUAUGUCCUACCAUUGCAUCGUUUCUAGACGAGGUGUUACUUCACGGUCAGAGCUCCUCGACGCUCGGAUCGGCGCACACUCUACUGCAGACCCUAUCAUCCAACGCCAAAUUCACCAAAGCUUUGGAUAGUAGUGGGAUGCUAAGCGAUAUUUUAGGGGACAUGGGAUUUGAAGGGUUAUGGCGUUCGAGUUCUUUCAACCAUGCCCAGGAUCCUGAUAAGCAGUGUGCCAUUUUGACGGAAAAGUUGAUCGAGCUUAUCAUCAUCUAAAAGAGACAGUACGCACACAUCUCAACUUGUGAGGGAAAAGGAAAAUAGAUAUGAGGGAAUGGGCGCAGCAAGGACGCGAUGAUAGCAUAUCCCGCGAGUCGGUCAUAUUGGGACAUACAUGUAUACGUCUGGAUUUACGAGUAUGUUAGUAUGGGUAUUAUGAGAAGUACGGGUUGUGAUUUUUACGUAGUGCGAAAUGUAGGGAA